Micropterus dolomieu (smallmouth bass) is the source of this 2876-nucleotide messenger RNA. RefSeq names its product cilia and flagella associated protein 91 (gene cfap91). The coding region runs from base 479 to 2782 and encodes 767 amino acids. The transcript is spliced from 17 exons. The record is from RefSeq and is a predicted model, not a curated record. Lineage: Eukaryota; Metazoa; Chordata; Actinopteri; Centrarchiformes; Centrarchidae.
UGCAAACGGACGCUUUAAUACAGAACACGUAAAUGCAGAAAUUCAUACAUUUACGUAGAAGCAGGAAGUGGGUUGAUUUAUCCCAACCGAUGUGUGUCAUUACCAAUCUACAAAACGUAAUUUUAAGCCUCUGCUCGCCGUUAGCGACUGAAUUAUAAGUUCAGUGACUGGAUGGGUUUUACCGAAGUGGUGCUUGGGAGUCGUAAUUGACUUCUCCCAUUGCGUUGUUCGGUAAAUGCGUAUAAUUUUGACUCUUUAUCACCACAACUUCAGAACCACGUAUUUUCCAAAAUUUGUAGGGUGCCGUUACGUUACAACUGCCUGUCGCUUAACGUUCAAUGCAGGAAAUGAGCGGAGAGAUCACCCCUCCCUCUUUCAACAGUGAGUUUUCUGUCACCAUGGUUACAGUGUUAAAUACCAGAGACCGUUGAUAACGCCGCCUGCGAGAGAAAUCGGAAUAUUUAUUGUAACAGAAACAAUGAGCAUAAAUGUCACUCGUACAAUUCCUAAGAAAAAUUAUGCUAAUAAAGUUGUUAUGCGCCAGCGGGUUUAUGACUACUUUUACGAUCCAGUUUACACGGUGUCAUCGCAGGUAGACCAUGCCAGGUCCUGCGUCAAGGCCUAUGCGUCUAAGGACCGAGUAAGAAGAGUGCCUGAGUUUGAGUCUAUGUUCAGUAACUUGCCCCACCAUCCACGGUACACUGUUCAACUGGACCCUGUAGACCCAGUGCCAGUCUUUAUUGAUCGUCGCUGGCGAGGCCACACAGAACAGCGCAGAGGGGCACUCCAGCAGCUGGCUGGGGUUUUUCCAAAUGCUCAACCAUGGCUGAAAAGGGAGGAGCGCCAAGUGACCGGAGCUGAUCGCUGGAAAUACUUUAAACGCCCUCUGAUUCCUUUUGCACAGCAGGUUCCCCCAGAUGUGAUUUUUGCUUUGCCAAAGGAAGACUUUUUAUCCACUGGUGGAAACAAUACUGAGCACCAGCCCACCCACUUUACUGUGGGGGUCCAGACAGACUACAGGGAAAGUGAAGCACAGACAGACCCAUACAGCCCUGAGUAUGUGGUACAACCUGGUACAACUCCCUCAGAGCUCCUGCAACUGGCAGCUUUGACUUGGGGUCGUGGUCUGCCGGCAGGCCUGGCAGAAGUGGAAAUGAUUGAGCGGGCACGUGCCAAACAAGCUUGGGAGGCCACCCUUCCUCCAUUGGAUGACCUUAGUCAGCUUGACAAGAGGAGACGUAUGAUGGAGGAGAUGGAGGCCAAAGAGUGGGCUUUCAGAGAAGGAGAAAUCCAGAAGUUGCAAGAGGCUCGUCUCGCUGUGCUGAAGGACCUCUUGAAGCAGAGAGAUAAGGCCCAGAAAGAUGUUACAAGUGAGAGACUGAACCAGAUAUAUUCUAAGCACCAAAAAGACAAGGAGACCAAACUACACAAGAUUCACAAUGACUACAUUAGGUCACUGAGGAAACUGGAAGCCAAGAGGAGAAACGUGGAGGGGAAGCUUGAGCAAUGUGGCAUUGUCAGAGACUACACAGAUUCUCAGACAUAUACCCUUCAGAUCCGCAGGGACACAUUCACCAACAGGAACACUCGCAACAAUGAGUUAAAAAGCUACUACUUAGACACAUAUGAAGGCUUGCUAGAAUUAGAGGCAGGACUAUCUGCCUCCGUCCUCAAGCCACAGGUGAAAAGACCCAAACCCAAAGUCAACAUCAGCAAGGAUGUGAUCAAGCCCCCUGUGAGCAGAGCAGUAGAACUGAUGAAGAAAUACAAGGCCCUGAGAGAGGAGAAGAACAAGCAAUUGACAAGGAAGUCCUUGCGUUUUCUUGUCAAGAAGGAGAAGCCCGUUCCUCGUCCUGUCACUCCCAGAUUGGAGGAGCCACCAGAGGGGGAUGAGGAGAUAGACCACGCAAUCAUCCAAUUGCAGAAGCUACUGAGAGGAAGAAGCAUCCAAUACGAGAUGUUUAUGGGCAAGGAAAACCAUCUGGCACUCAUCCAGGAACUAAGGACUGUAAAUGCCCUUCAGAGAGAAGAGCAGGAGCUACAGAAAGCUGACAAAGAGCUCGUCAUGACCCUAAAAAUACAGAGAGACAAACAUAGACACAAGACCUCUCAAGAGGAGGCAUCUCAGGCUAGAGUGGUUGGUGAAGAGCUUGAACACCUGUUCGACACCUUGUCCAAGCAGCUGAUUCAUCUCCAGGAAGAGCGAAGGAUCCAUGCAUUUACCCUGCUGGCUGAGAGAGACCGUCGCCUACGAGAGGCUGAGGAGAGUGGGCGGAGGCAGGUGGAGGAGUGCAGACGCAGAGAAGAAGAUGAGAUCUUUAGACAAGUGGUGCAGGUACACCAGGAAACUGUGGAUUUGUAUUUGGAGGACAUCAUCUUAGGGACCUUGGAGCAGACAGCUGACCAGCAGGCCAGAGAAGAGAUCCACAGGAGGGCAAAGGAGGUCAAUGACAUUGCUUAUGCCAUGGAGGAAAGUAGCCGAAAUGAUCUUCAGUCGGAGGAGAUUGUGUCAGAGUUGGUGUACAGUUUCCUUAUCCCAGAGGUGGAGAAGUUCAGCGUCAGACAAAGAGUGCACCAGAGGCAGCAUAGACACUUGCAGGCAGCUCGGAGUAUUAUUCAGGGGACUGCAGAGCAUUCUGGGAUCCUUCCUAGUACUCUGGGGGCCUCUCGGUCAAUCUUUCCCUCUGAAAGAGCUUCCAACCGAGUCCUCAAGGAGAUGAUCAGCCAAGUGGAGCAGAAGCAAGGGAAGGAAGCAGAGCAGUACCACACUCAAACCGAGUAGAGGACUAAAAAUAUAGAAAGUAUGCUGAGAUGCAGACUGAUGUCUAAACUUGUUGUUGACUCAUAUUAGUAAAAUAGAAGUUUUGUAAUAAUCA